AUGGCCGGGCGCAGUGUUUACGGUAUGUUGCACACUUUCAUUGAACAUUCUAUUUAUAAAUGUGAUCGUCUAGAUUGAACACGACCUCCUCGGGCCUCCAUGCGAAAAAAACGAGUUACUCUUUCUUAUUUAUAUUACAGUACAAAUCAUGUGCUUUUGGACGACGUGAACUAGAGUUUCAUUUCUUGAACCCUGCUAAAGUGCCUGAACCGUUUUGUGAUGCUACUUGAAACGUCACACAAUACUCAUUCAAGCUUGGUUUGAAACUGGCGGUGUGUGACAUUUUCAGAAUGAAAGCAGACUGCACCCAGACCGCAGAUUGUAAAUUGUAAAUUAAUUAACACCGCAAUUAUCCCAGUAAUGGCUCAGUCAAUUCCGUUGCGUGACGACACUAAAAACGGCUGUGUAGCAGACUAAUCCCCCCGGGCAUUUGUCAGUGAUUUGAUUUGUCAGAAAGACCCAGAAAGCCUUUGCCCAAGGGUGGGACAUUUGCCAAUUCUUGUAGAAGCAGUUAACGUCGUCCUUUUUUCAAUAUUUCAUUAAAAAAUUUGCCUGUUUAGAUAGCUGUAGAUGUCUGUACAAAGAAUAGUUUUAAUACCUAUGCUUUCAAAAGAUGUGUGGUUUUCGCCCCAUCACUUCCCUACCCCACAGUAUUUUUUGCAUAGCAUUCAUCUAAGAAAUUGCUUCCUGCCAUUGAUCAGCUCACACAUGGAAGAAAAACAAUUAUUAAUGUAUCAUUUUGAAGAGUGUAAAGGAAAAAAAAACUUUCUUUGUGCGUGAAUGGUUGAGGCAGAAAGACCUAGAAAAGCUCUGCAAGAUAUUUGAAAGGUAUUAAUUAUACAAAACUUUGUGUAUUGCAAGAUCAAUUUGAGAAUUAAUAUACUGAUAAAAACAUUUCCCAGAUGAGAAAGUGCUCAUGUAAAGCUCAUUGGCAGUUUGUUUAUCAUUCACUGUAUUAAACAACUUUGAAAAAAAGAAAUGCAUUAUUAAAAUUCCACUUAUAGUUCUGUCAUUGAGAUUAAUCAGAUUCAAUGAUUGUGAUCUUUUUUGCUGUAAUAAUUAUUAUAACUAGUGUCUAGGAGCGAUUCGCGUAGGGUGCUUCACGUUCGAAUUUGAUCAGAUUAUUACGAACUUCCCAUAAAUAUGGUAUUUGUAGCUUAUUUACUGGAAAAUGCACUUUGUUGCCCUGAGGUGGGGCAUUGGUAACCUAUUUUUAAGCCCCACUGUGGGGCAUUUGCAGCUUUUCCAAAACAAAAUAAAAAUGCCUAACAAAUGCCCGGGGGGUGGAGGGGGGCGAUAUUCACGCUUGGAAUUGACUGAGCCAUAAAGGUGAUGUCAUCAGAAAAAUUACUUAGUUUCCAGGCUUCGCAAAAAGGGGGAAAGUAGCCUGGGAACAAGGUUGAUAUUUACCGCACACGUUCGCCUCAUUUGCAAGAUGCUGGUGGCUCUUCUUCAGUGACUCUCAUAUCACUAUAUGCAUUAACUUCAGGUUUUAGUAGGAGUCUUUCUUCCUCUUCUCAGAUUAUUGUUAUUUAAUGAUGACAAGAAGCCAUACCAACCUGGGGAGACUCCCAUAUAACAGUGACGGGAAUGCUUGUUGGAAAAUUAAAAUUGGUACAAGCUUAAACUGACCCCUAAAGGAGACCAUACUAAAACAGACGUCACAACUUUUUUUGUAAGUUUCUUUAUGCACAGCCCCAAGCAAUAACUGAAUAGGCAAAUAGAGUGAUUUUCCAUCCCAAACACCCUAAUUUAGACCAAAAUCUGCAGUUAACACCCCCAAGUGAUACUACAGCUUGUGGUCCGGGGUCUGCAGUCUGCAAAUAUCAUACACCAUUAUUUUAACUCUAGUAGACAGUUGUUUACUGUUUGAUGGAUAUUAAAAUUCUACAUGCAUAAGACCACUUUAGCAUGUAUGUUUUGGUUUUUUCAAUGGAUGUCAUGUAAUAAUACUCUAACCUUGAGAACUGUUUCUUUCAAUGCACUUGCACAUAGAAAAUGUAAGUGCAUAUGCCCGCAUAAAUUAUGAAAAUUCAAAGAGUCAAAUUCCUCUGGGACCUUUAUCAGGUGCAGAUCUAGAAUAAAUACCCUAACUGAUAACUUAAACAAGCUCCGAAAGCUCAAGCUUCAAUGCUCCCCCAGGAAAUUUUUUGGAUUGUAACUCCUCAAAGUCCCUUUAAUCUCCUGCAUUUCGGAGUCAUUCAGACAGGAUAUUUACUGACUCUUGAAACCAUUUUCCAGAUUUCAACUUGGAAAAGUUUAUUUUUUAAUCAAAUUUAUUUUCAUUAUGAGAAAUCUGAUCAAUUUCCAUAAAACGGUGGAAAUUAACUGGUGUGGAUCCUUGCCUGUUUGUUAAAUGAAGAAAGCAUACAUUCAAGCUAAAGAGGUCUAUUGGAUUUUUCUUGAAAAUUUGUAAGUAAUGUGAUUUCGAGCCAAAUAUUUAUUUUUACCAAGAUUAUAGCCACGGUGCUUUUGCAUAUAUGCAGUAUAUAAUCAUGCAGCUUCUAAAAGGACUGAAUCACUGUUUGUAUGUAAACAGAAGCCCUACAGUAUUUGGUAAAAUUUUUGUGUGGAAAUAAGAGCUAUUCAGUUACUGUGAGCAUAGUCUAAUACCUAGUUUUAAUACUCGACUGUCUGGCUUCAUUAACCUUAGAUGUUCAUUACUAACCUGCGAUGAGACAUCUUUACUUUUUGAAAAGGGAGGGAACAAGGAACCAGCAAGAAACAUAAAUAAAUAAAUGGAGGGCAUAGGCACAGGCUAGGUUAUUACAUGAAAGCAAAUAUGUGAAAUUUUUAUAGAUUCAGGGUAACCGUAUGGGUCAUGGAAAACCUGGAAAGUCAUGGCGUUUAAGAAUUUCAUUUUCCAUGCCUGGAAAGAAUUUACUGUUGGUCCUUGAAAGUUGGGGGAAAUUUAAGUUUUAUUCUGUAGCUGAUUAGUUACUGCAGAUGACAAGGCAAGGACAAUGUAAGAUAGAGAGGAGUGGUUGAACAGCAUGAACUGCACACAUUUAGGUGGACAAAAAAAAGGUCAUGGUGUCCUGUUGACCUGUUUAAGGUCAAAAAUACCCUAAAACAUAAAAGCUUUAAAAAUUUGUAAAAAGUGACAGCUAAACCUAAGGUCAUGGAAAACUUAAAAAGGUCAUGGAAAAAGUCAUGGAAAGUCUUGGAAUUUGAAGAGCUUAAAAGAGUGUUGACCCGUUAGAUUAUUUCAUAAGCUAUUCUCAGGACAGAAAAAAUUAUAACAGGGGAUGUACAGUAACUAGUUACUCAUUUUUUUUCCUUUUUCUACAGAAACUCCCUACAAAGAACCUGCAGUUCGUGUACCAAGCCUUCAGCAUCUCUCUAAAAUGGCGUAUGACCUGGGACUAGACAUGGAGGAGAGAGAGCUGAUGGAGUACCAAGGUGAAUUUCUUGUUCCAAUGAAGCCCUAAACCUGAGCUGAAAAUUAAACUUAAACUAUAAUUUAAAUAUCCAUAAUAGUGUCCUUUGUGUUCAAUGAAAAUUUACUAUUAAACUGAAUCUUGAUUGUUGAUAUUAAAGCAUGGAAAUUCUUUGUAUUUAACAGAGGCUAUUUCCAAGACUCUGGGUGAUACAUACCAGCAGUUGUAUGAGUUACCAGAUCCCAAGCUCCCAGUCAAGUAUCCACGAAUGCCAGGUUACAGGCCAUCAGCAAAGGAAAACCCUUACAAUGCUUGGUGAGAGAUUAAGUUUAAUACUGGGAGUUAAUGAGUUAAUGUUAUGUGCUUAGUCAACAAAAAUUAUUAUCGUAGAUAAACAACCUCCUGGGUAUAGGUAAGGUAUAGGUAUGCACACACUUGUGGGGGAGGACAGGGGGGUUGGACCCUGGGGGAAUAGAGGGUAGGAGGGGUAGGGGAGAGGAAAGAGCAGGAGCUGGGUGAUUAAAGAGGGUGGGAAGUGGGAGCAAAAGAGGGAAAUUAGUUGAAAAUGAUUGAUAAGGGCUGGAGCUAGAAAUGCAUGGUAUUGGAUGUGGGAAGUGUGGACCCUCUUUUCCCCCCUUCCACACACACAUACACAUGGCUGUGGGCCUUAAUCACACGGCGGCCAUGUUGUCUCGAGACACUGAAAAAGCUUUCUUUCACCACCCUGUGAAAAACUUGGGAGCGAGGCUAGGCAGGUAAAACAAAGCUUUUUCGGUCUCUCGGGACAACAUGGUCGCCGUGUGAUUAAGACCCAUAGCUGGAGUAUGGUCGUUUCGCUGCAUAAUGAAGUCGAUUCGCUGCAAGGUCGUAAAGUCGUUUCGCUAACGUAACUCGUCAUUACCCGUUUGUAGUUCAUUCUAAAUAAUUUUAAACUGUUUAAUACAAAAAGUUGGUUGCAAAGAAUCAACUUUAUGAUCCAGCGAAACGACUUCAUUAAGCAGCGAAACGACCGUAAUUACUAUAGCUCAACCUGAUAUCUGGUUUAAGAGUAUUGUUACUCAGUUCCCCCUGGAAAGGAUGAUAAUUUAUUGCAGGUUUACCCCAGCAGUUAGCCUGUGAGCAAGCUCUCCUUGCCUUCCCGGGGUUACGGGGGUGGGGAAGGGAAGAGCGCCUCAAGAGAGCUUGCGCGCAGGUUACCCGACAGUAUGUCGCCAGCGGCCAGAGAGGUAAAGUAGAGCAAAGUGCCUUGUCUAGGACCUACAAAUCGGAAGUUCGUAUCUUGCGAAGCUGGCAGUUUUGUUUGAGCAAAGGCAAGACAAGAACGGCUAAGCCUAAGAUCGGAGCGCUCACUCAGCCAGUUUGCGCGCCCAAACUAGCCUGUACACUCUCUUAAUUCCCCGCUGUUUUAUUUUAUCGCGCGCGCGUGGCGAACCUUUUAAGAGAAAAUAGAGGGUCUGUGAACAGGCUACGCCCGAACAAUUGAACUACAAGCUACGCAAGCCACAUGUAGAAGUUCGAGGUGUUUAUCGCUCGGAUACGUACGACGUCUUCUUUAAACAACCUGGUAGCCCGUGGUGUUCGAGGGACAAUCUAUUGUAAAAAAAUUUUUAACAAUAGAUUGUUUAAAGACAUAGGUUUCAAUUUGCCCCUUCUUCACAAUCUAUCAAUUCCAAGAUAAGAGAAGCAUGCUCUUUGAGACUACGAAAGCCAGUCCCUGGCCAACAUCUAGAAACUUGAAUAAACUAUCAAAAACUUUGUUUGCAUCCUGAUAACAAAGCCAGAACGUCACUUUCGUUCCUGGGGUUUCCAGAUUUAUUUGGCACACUAAAUAUGGCGUCCAAAGUACAUGAAAUUGUACUCUCUUCUCUUCUUAUAGUUUUUCGUUCUUUCUGGACUUUGGUCCGUUGUCGUAUCUGUGAAAAACGUCUAACAGAAACACCAAGGAACUUUAAAAUCGGCUCCGACCAUGGAACGAGACUGGGUUUAGUUCUUGAAAAUAUGCCAGUCAAAUUAACUUUUAUUGCAUGUAUGUGGAUCACUUUCGUAUAACUGUUCGUAUCUGGACAUGAUUGGGCAGAUUUAUUCGUCAUCUUCCGAAAGUUAAAAGAGAUGUCGUCGCACGUGUCCCAGGCGCCCCGUUUUGGUGGCACUUACGGUGACCGCAUUGGCGUAAACGCCAACUCUCCCGGGUAUGGCUAGUCUGCUACACAGCCGUUUUUAGUGUCGUCACGCGACGCUCCUCCCCACUAACGGCUGCUGAAAACCGAACCAGAUUCCUUUCCUGCGAUUAGCCAAUUAGAAUUCAGCUCCCAUUUUCUGGAAGGUGUUCGCGCCACGUUUGCGGUAUGGUGACUCUUCCAAUCACAGCUUUGCUUUUACCGUUGCCCCAUGUGUGAAUGACAGAACAAUCAAAAUCGUCACGUGAAAACAAGCAAUCAACUAGAGUAGUGUCGCGGUCGUAGUCGAGUUCUUUCAAAAUUUUUGAGAUAAGCAGCAACAGCAAGCAAGUCGAGCAAAUAUGAUGCACAACAUAGAUGUGCUUAUAAAGUUGCCGGGUAUAGGUUCGGGAAAUCGCCUAUCGAUAAUUUAUGAUUGCGUUUGUUUGAAUCAGUACCCCUGGGAGUUUAGUCUACACAGUCUUAGCUUCACAUGUACAACAACACAAUGAGCACAUCCGGCACAUGAAAUUCAUCAUACAUAUGCACGUUAAAAAGAACCAACCGAUCCUGGUAAGAGUCUUGUAGGCCUAUCAAACCUUUUUUUUUUCACUUGGAAUUUUGUUAACCGCUUAAAACAAACUUUUCUGCAAACAACCUUUUCGUUGCUUGCAGACACAGAGCCCAUCAAAAUUAAAAUGUUAAAUGUUUUCUUAAGCUAUAUUAAAACCCUGCAGUGUGCGUUUUUUUUAUCAGGUACUGGCGCUGUGACAUCAAAGGAGCACCAACUGGUAAACUGCAAGGCAAGACAGUUGCCAUUAAGGAUAACACGUGUGUAGCAGGUGUACCCAUGAUGAAUGGUUCCCGGAUAUUGGAGGGCUUUGUCCCGGAUAUCGACGCCACUGUGGUGUCCCGGAUAUUGGAUGCUGGUGGACAUGUAGUCGGCAAAGCUGUGUGUGAAAACUUGUGCUGUGAUGGCGGGAGUUUCACAGCUGCCACCGGGCCUGUGGUGAAUCCACACAACAGCACAAGGAUGGCGGGUGGCUCGUCUUCAGGAUCAGCUGCUUUGGUAAGAUCAGAAAAUGAUUUAAAAUGAUACGCUGUUCUUAUUGUAAUUAACCCACUCACCAAUGCCUCGUUUUCUAACUUCAGACUUUUCCGUAUUGUUAAUGAUCGGUUCAAGUUAGGCGAUUGUUCAUACAUGUUAAGUUAGUUGUUUCAAGCGUACAUAGAAGUUUUGUACAGUACCGAAAAUGAUUCCCGAACGCAAAAAGAUCCCCAGACCGCAAAUUUUUAUUUGGGGUAGAUUUCAGAAAAUUACGGGGUUACAAAUAUUAUCGUUUUCUCAGAUUGAAAUUAUAAUAGUUUUCUCAAAUUGAUAAUAAUAUUUAAUUUCUUCUUAAAAACAUCAUGUGUAAUUCACGUUCCUGUACACGUUCUUCUGCUUCUAAUAACUUUUCUAGGAAACUUUCUAGGCUAGGCUGUCCAAAGUAAUUUGCUUUCUCGAUAUGAGCUAAGAUUGUGAAACGAAAUGCCUCAAAUUUGAAGAAAAUAUCUCUCUCUCCAAAAAUCCUUUCAAAAGAAAAAUCAAGCAAACUUGUACUUUCUUUCUUCUUUUUUAUUUUUGCAUUUAUUUGAGAGACAAAAUUUAUUCAGUUUAAUACUUUUCACAUAUUGAUCCAGUAUCUUGACUCCAAGCCAUUCUGAUUUUCCUCUCGGGAUCAUUUGCGGUCGACAAUGGAGAUCAUUUGCGGUCAAUUUUGGGGAUCAUUUACGGUCAGGGGGAUCAUUUGCGAAGGAAGUCGCCUUACCCUUUCUGCUCUUAGUUAUUUAGAAUGUCUUUCUGUUGGUCCUCAAGGUGGCUGGAGGAUACGUUGACAUGGCGACUGGUAGUGAUCAAGGUUGCUCUAUAAGAGUCCCGGCCUCCUUUUGCGGAAUUGUGGGAUUGAAACCGACCUACGGAUUGGUUCCGUUUACGGGCAUCAUGUCAUUGGAUGUGACUUUGGAUCAUACGGGACCUUUGGCCAGGACUGUCUAUGACAUUGCUUUGAUGCUAGAAGUAAGAUGACAACAAGCUUUAAAGUUCUGUUGGAAGAGUUUAUUUUUUUUAUGGAACAUUUUAAAGCUAAAAUCGUCUGUUUAUGUGGUUAAAAGAAUUUAUUUUCAAUGUAAGGAAUUUAUUUCGAACAAGCCACCAUCUAACGGCCUCUUGCAGCCCAUUCAUGCUUCGUCAUUCGGAUAACUUCUCCGCCGGCCCGAAAACCAUACCGAAUAGGGGUUCUGUUAACGCAUAAGAACGGUGAUUUUUGCGCGAUUUCUGAUAGCCUAAGUGUUUGUUUGUACUGCGUGUUCCGACCGAAUUUCUUUAAAUUUAUGUGCAGUUUUGUCGCACUGAGAUGCGUUAUUACUUGCUGCAUUUGCUUAACCGAACAUCUGAUUAAGGAGUUAAAGCAACCACGUUUUUAAGCGAAGAAUGUCCACCGGAAGUAGAAAUGUCAAAGUAAGGGCAGUUUAUUAUGGCAGUAUAGUCUACGAGGACAAGUUUUCUCCAUACCUGAUAAUUUUUGCUUAACAUAAUAGCCGUUUCACACUGGUCAAUUUGGAAAUGUAGUAACGGCCGCGAACUUAGCUAGAGCUAGUCACCUCUUUUUUGCCGACCUCUCGGAAAAUAUCAAGGAUCAAUUUAGGUUUCUAGGAAACUGCCCAUCUACCCCUCCCCUAAGCUAACGCUAACACUUACUUCUUACUUAGGGCAAAAUGAUGGCUUAGGGGAGGGGUAGGUGGGCAGUUUCCCAGAAACCUAUACAAUAUCAACAGGUUAUUGCUGGGUAUGAUGACGGUCUGGAUCCAAGACAGCCACGUGACCUACACGUUCCAGAGUAUACGUCACUGGUGCGUAUGUUGUAUACAGCUAUUUCGAAAAAGGUUGUCGGAAGAAAGGUAAUAUGGGAUAAGAUCAAUACACUGUUCCUGACACUGUAGCUGUCGAAUCUACUUUUGCUGCUUUUCUUUAGCACUCGCAAACAUACGUCUAUGGCCUAUCGUGCCACUCUUUCAAAUUUCCUUGAAGAACUUGAGUGAACACCAAACAACCCAAAAUACCUUUCGGGAUGGUCGCGUGCACUUUUCCCGACAACCUUUCUCGAAAAAGCUGUAUAUUGUUAUCUUGAUUGUGCUUAGUGCUUUAAUUUAUAAAUUUAGCCAAGGUCUUUGUCUUUAGUGUCGUGACAAGUCAUGACGUAUCACGUACUAAAAAUAAAAACGCAAAAGCUAAAUUUAGCCCUUAACUAGAGCUAGCAGGCUAUCAAAUCCACAAAAAACUCAUUUGUCCUGAACAUUUCGCCGGUAAUAUAAAACGACGACUUUCCAACAAGAUGGUCUAUGUAAAAGAGAUAAUAGUUUUAGGGCAGCUGCGGUUUCGUUGAAAUUCAUAGCAGCUUUCCCGAAAGCUUCACGGGAUCUCAGUCAUUUAUCUAAAGCGAAUUUUCUUUUCAACCUAAAUAAUUAGUAAAAAGAAUAGUGUCCUUAUUUUUGACCCAAACAAUUUUUAAAAAAUUACAUAAACAGACCACAAUCUUACUGUCCCCUGUGUCCCCUGUGUCGCUUCUGUCCCCUGUGUCCCCUUUUCCCCUUGUGUCCGCUGUGUCCAUCUGUGUCCCCCUGGGCCCCCUGUGUCCCCUUGUGUCUCCUGUGUCCCCUGGCGUCCCCUUAGUCCUCUGUGUCCCCUAUGUUCCCUUGUUUCCCCUGUGUCCUCUUGUGUCUGCUGUGUCCCCCUGUGUCCCCUCGUGUCUCCUGUGUCCCCUUGUGCCCCCUUUGUCCUUUGUGUCCCCUCGUGUCCCCUUGUGUCGCCUUGUGUCUCUUAUGUCCCCUGUGUCCCCAGUGUCCCCUGUGUCCCUCGUGUCCCCUGUGACCCCUUGUGUCCCUUGUGUCCACUGUGUCCCCCAGUGUCUCCUGUGUUCCCUUGCGUCCCCUGUGUCCCCUGUGUCCCGUGUCCCCUGUGACUCCUUGUGCCCCCUUGUGUCUCUUGCAUCCCCUGUAUCUCCUGUGUCCCCUUCUGUCUCUUGUGUCCUGUGUCCCCUUGUGUCUCCUGUGUUCCCUUGUAUCUCGUGUGUCCCCUGUGUCCCCUUUGUCCUCUGUGUCCCCUACGUCCCCUUGUGUUCCCUUGUCUCCCCUGUGUCCCCUUGUGUCCCUUGCGUCCCCUUGUGUCCCCUGUGUCGCCUUGUGUCCCUUAUGUCCCCUGUGUCCCCUGUGUCUCCUUGCAUCCCAUGUGUCCCCUUGUUUCCCUCAUGUCCCCUGUGACCCCUUGUGUCCCCUGUGUCCCCCUGUGUCCCGUGUCCCCUGUGACUCCUUGUGUCCCCUUUUGUCUCUUGCAUCCCCUGUAUCCCCUGUUUUCCCUGUGUCCCCUCGUGUCCCCUGUGUCCCCUGUGUCCCUUUGUGUCCCUUGUUUCCCCUGUGUCCACUUGUGUCCCCUCAUGUCUCUUGUGUCCCCUUGUGUCUCCUGUAUCCCUUGUAUCCCCUGUGUCUCCUCUAUGCCCUGUGUCCCCCUGUUUCUCCUGUGUCCCCUUGUGUCUCCUGUGUCCCUCUUUGUCCCCUUGUGUCCCCUCUGUAUCCUGUGUCCCCUUGUGUCCCUUGUGUCCCCCAUGUCUCCUAGCUUGUGUCCCCUAUGUCCCCUGUGUUCCCUUGCCUACCCUGGUUCCCCUUGUGUCCCCUGUGUCCCCUGUCACCCGUCAUGUCCCCUGUCACCCGUCGUGUCCCCUGUGUCCCCUUGUGUCCCCUGUGUCCCCUUGUCUCUCCUGUGUCCCCUUGUGUCCCCUGUGUCCCCUUGUGUUCACCUGUGUCCCCUGUGUCCACUUGUGUGCCCUCGUGUGUCCCUUGUGUCCCCUGUGUUCCCUUUUGUUCCCAGUGUCCCCUUGUGUCCUUCUGUGUCCACUUGUGUCUCAUGUGUCCCUUUGUGUCCCCUUGUCCCUGCCUUCAGGCGUCUUCUUGUUUAAGGAAAUAAUAGACAACAAUUUUCCAUUGUCCACAUUUCUUGCGCGCUUUCUUGUGGGGCUUUUUCCCAUUUUCAAGGAAAAAAAGCCCUGGGAACGAAGUUGAUGUCUUAACUUUGCAAAGUGAAAACAUUAUUACCCACUAGGCAUAUAGGAUUGAACUCAGCAAAGCAAUUUUCCGCUUUUAAUCAAAUUUCGCAUUAUUUGUAUCAGCUCACAGGAAAGAUAGAAAACCUGAAGAUAGGAAUCUUAAAAGAAGGGUUUGAUUUGGAAAUCUCCGAACCUGAUGUUGACAAGAUGGUGAAGGAAGCCGCUGGACAGCUGAGCAGUAAAUGCGGCACAGUCGUCGAGGAAGUUUCAAUCCCUAUGCAUUCAGAUGGUAAGCUAUUUGCUUCAAUACUCAGUCAGACGUGCUACGUAGCAGAAUCCAGUUACUUUCGAUAAUCAUUUUUGAAAGAUUGUCAAAGUGAACCCCGAUCCAAUGCAGAGAAAAAUGAACUGAGAGAAACGUCACACUAUUUUUCUUCGUGCAGUCAUACUAAGCACCGUGAAAUGUCUGUUGACGUAAAAUAAGCUCUUGUUUAAUUCUUUAAAAGUUAAGGCGUGCAGCUUAGUGACUCGCUACUGGGUAGAUAACGCAAAUCAAGGCUGAGUAAGAUUUUUUUUGAGCCUUUCUAUGUGUUUUGAAAAAAGCCGCUUUAGUUCCAUUGUUAAUAGAAAAAUUCCGACGGAUCAUGAACGUGGAAACUGAAUUGAGCAACACUGUAAACAAGAUUCUUGGGCCUGUUUACAUGGAGGUGGGGGACCCCAGACCCCUUUUAAAGGAUACUUUACAAAAAUUGAACACAACAUUAACACUAGAAACAAUGGGUGUUCACUAAAACUUCCCAAAGCCAAAUUAGAAUUUGGACGGAGAAGUUUUGCGUUUCAAGGGGCUCUAGUUUACAAUACUUUACCUCGGCAUUUAAGAAAUUUAAAUUCUAGGUUUCUUUUUAAGAGUACUUUAAAAGAGUUUUUUCAAUAGUAUUCCCUAAUUCACAACUCUUUUCAGUCUUGUAAGUCGAUUUUUACAGAUUUUGAUUUUUAAAUCUUAGAUUUCUUAGUGUUAUUUUAUUUUAUUUUCCUUUUUCGAUUUUCUUCUUUAUUUUUUAGCUAUUUAUGAGAUAAUUACAGGACCCUUUUGAUAACAGUUCUUUUUAUCAGAACUGAUAGGUUAUCCUGUAUAAAUAUUCGCGUUAUUAUUAUUAUUAUUAUUAUUAUUAUUAUGUAAAAUUUAGCACAGGGAUUUUCCCUGGGGAGAAAUAUCCAGUCAAGUCUCAUCCCGAGACCUCAGACUUCCAGCACUUUUCUGAGGAUACGUGCCGAUCCGAGGAGUGCCGACUUUUGCAUCGUUCUUGUUCGGUUCUUAAUUCCUAGUUGCUCCAAGUGGCCUGCCAGCUUCUUUGACACUGAACCCAAUGCACCUACAACCACUGGCACCACUUUUGUCCUUGAUUUCCAGAUCCUUUGAAUCUCUCUUGCCAGGUCUUGCUUGGUACUUUUCACACUUUUCAGUUUCUUUCUGCAGUAUAUUACUAUCCCCGGGAACAGCUAUGUCCACAAUGAUUGUUUCCUUUGCCUUCUUUUUCUGAAUUUCAAUGUCUGGCCUCCUGUGAUGGAUUUCACGGUCUGUUUGGAUGGUAAAGUCCCACAACAGUUUAACCUCCUCAUUCUCUUCUACGCUUUUGGGGGAAUGCUCAUACCAUUUGUCACUGCACUCAACUCCAUAUUCCUCGCACACCUCCCAAUGAAUGACCCGCCCAACAACAUCAUGCCUCUUUUUAUAUUCUGUGGGCAACUACACAAAAUAUGCUGCACAGUUUCAUCGUGGCUACCACACAUUCUGCAUUUGGAUGAUACAAAUUCUACAACCUGGAGUUCCUCUCUUAUCCUUCGCUUUACAAUUUUCUUCAAAGCUGGUACUUUGCCUUGGUCCUGACUCAGUCUGAUUUCAUUCAGUCUUUUCCAAAUUACCAGUUGGUCUUCAGACAAUUGCCGAGGUGCUUCAUCACACCCUUCACUCUGUACCUGGGCUUCUUGCGCCGUCUGUGGGUCCAUCUCCUUUACAUUCUCGGCAGGUAAUUCAUGCUCGUUACCAUCGUUAGCUUCCUCUACAAGAACUGUCCCAUUUUGUUCAUCACAGUUUCCAUGCUUGUUCCUCUUGAUCUCUUCUAGCUCCACAGCUGUGAACCAUUUACUUUUCAAGAUAGUACGGGCCCUGGUCUGCAAGCCUCUGUUUAGUCACUUUUACCAUUCCUUUCUCAUCCCACAACCUAAGCAUUCUCUGGCGAUACCCUUUUUUCUCCGGAUGCUCUUAAAAUAGCAUUCCGUCAAAACCCUAUUCUCCUCGAUUGACCAUUUCCUUCUUCCCUUUCUCGAACCACUCUCUCUAGCAGGAUAACGACCGGGUGCUGGCUGCUGUCCCCCAGCAACCCUGCCGGGCGAGGCACCUUCGUCAAAGACUCCAGUCCCAUUCACGCCGUUACUCAUAUCCGCAAAAGACAUAUUUAUCAUCCCAUAGGUGAGAGAUUAUUAUUCGUGGUGCCACCACUAGAUAGAAUACCGACCAAGGUUUUAUUAUUAUUAUUAUUAUUAUUAUUAUUAUUAUUAUUAUUAUUAUUAUUAUUAUUAUUAUUAUUAUUAUUAUUAUUAUUAUUAUUAUUAUUAUUAUUAUAGGUGAGGUAACGUGUGGAGGGUCACCCUACCUAUCAUGUAAACCUGAUCAAAUUUAGAGAGAUUAUAUGGACAGGCGGGUACCCCGCCUUAGCGGGUUACCUCACGUACCUUGGGUCCCCCACCUCCAUGUAAACAAGCCCUUAGCCUGUGUUCACCUUAUACUGGAUAGCUCUUUCGCCAUCAUGUAAUAUAAUCUUCGGUCUCAUCCAUUUUUUAUACCACAGCUGGUCAUAUUAUAACUGCUAUUUAUCAGCUUGGAAGUCAUCGAAUGGUGUUCGAAGGGGGUGGUAAGUAUUCCCCGCUAUCUAAACUCACAGGCUGGUAGUAGUUUUUCUAUGGGCGUUAAGAAGAGGUCAAUCGAGAUUCAGCUAAGAAGGAAAAUUUGUGGUGGACAAGCAUCUGCAUGUACUGUAAAUCCUCUAUUAAGCCACCCAAGGGGCUUGUUUAUUUCAAGGCCAUUUUAGAGGGGCUUAAUAGAGACUUUAUUUAGAAAAGACGAUGGUAUCAGUUCUUCAUAAAGAACUAGAAAACAAAGUCGGGAAAAGCUCAAGUACAAGAAGGUUGGAGGUCAUGCAGCCGAGGAUCAGAAUCAGAUCCGAACAAAACCACCCCGGAUUAGCCCACACGAAGUUUUACAUUCGUGAUUGAUUAUUACAGUCUAUCAUUUAUUAGUGAAGAAUAAUUAGGGGAUUGAAGGGGGGCUUAAUAGAGAGGGAGGCUUAUUAGAGGGGGGAGGGCUUAAUAGAGGAUUUACGGUAUUUAAAACGGGGAACAGGGAGUGGCGAGUGGCGAGUGGGGAACGGAGAGGAGGGAACAGGGAACGGCAAAGACACGGGGAACGGGAAAAUGAAAAAAUGGGAACAAGACAAUUUAAACUUGGCCUACCUCGAUCUGUAAUUACAUUACCCAUUCUCUUGUUGAAAACGUUUUGCAAUAAAGAUUGUACUGCAUCAUAUUACAUUGCAUUACUUUGCAUUAGUAAUUGCUUUACAUUGCACUGUAUAGUAUUGUAAUCUUGGUGCACUCGGUACAGCAAAAAGUACAGUCAUGUUAGCCGCCUUAUAACCUGUUAAGGAAACGACGGUAGAUGUGUUAAAUUCACCUUUGAAACUGCAGAGAUGUGUGUACUGAUUUUUACAUUACAUACCCUCCCUGAAAGGUUUCGGAUCAUCUGGCAAGAUGUACUAUGACACAACCCUUCAAGAGGCUUUUUUGCGAGGCUUGAAAUGCCACUCCAAUGACUUGCCAGCAACCUGCAAAGAGUCCAGACUGAUUGCAAAGUAUUUGCACGAUGAAUACAACAGCGUUUUCUAUGGAAAAGCGCAGAACCUGGGGCGAGUUCUUUGUAGAGCUUAUGACGAAGCACUCGAGAAGUAUGACGUGUUGAUUUUACCAACUAGUCCAAUUAAGGCACCAGUCUUCCCGCAACAGAAUGUUUCUCUGAAAGGUAUGUUAAGAGUAUGUACCUUGCGCAAUUGUUAAUUAGUUUUAAGCAAACGAAAGUUCUGAACUCUUUUUGUUUAUAAAACAACAAAAAGGAAGUGUUAUGGAGCUAUUGUGGUAGAAGAAGGUAGUUCCUACCUAGGGGAGGCUAGGGGCGAGAGUGAUGUUUCAUUUUGUUACUGUGGAGAAUUUAAGAUACUUCGACAGCGACGACAACGAAAACGUCAAAAAAGCAAUAGGUGGAAUUGGCAAAACAACAACUCUACACGUGCAUCACGCUUUUUUGCCCAUUUCUUUGCCUUCACUGCACGACUAUGACUAUUUCACGUUUUAUCGAGGACCUAAACGAGCGACGGCUAAAUAUUCUUUCUCUUUCUGAACUUGAAUAUGAUUCUUAGGAAUUCGGCUCAGAAAGAGUUCGCUUACAUUUGGCAAUGUAAAUGAGUUGGAGUAAUCGGUAUAGAGAUUGAAAGAACGCAAAUUCACUUUUUAAGCGACGUUUUCGUGGCCGUCGCGGUCGUAAACUCCCUACUGACAAGCAAUGUUAACAUUGUUCAGAAUUGAAGAAAGUAUUGAAGCCCUCGUCCCCCUCGUCCCACAUCAAAAAACUCUCGCACCAUCCAUCUAUAAAAAUUUAAUUGAAAGCCACUGAGCAGUACUUUCUUGUGUACUGUUUAUUGUGCUUCACAAGGUGGUUAUAACUUUGGACUCUGUGGAUGAAAUCCUUAAGUGUGACCAUUUAAAUAAAAGCUACUGAGCAGUACUUUCCUGUGGUACUGUUUAUUAUGCUGUACAAGGUGGUUCUAAUUUUUGAGCUUGUGGAUAAAAUCCUAAAGUGUGACCAUUCAUAUGAAAGCUGUUGAGCAGUACUCUUCUGUGGUACUGUUUAUCAUGAUAUGCAGUGUGGCUCUAACUUUUCUUUGAGUCUGGUAACGGUAGUCCUAAAGUAAUAUCAUUCUUAUGAAAGUUACUGAGCAGUACUUGAAUCUGUUCAAUAUGCAGUGCAAGGUGGCUCAAACUUUAGAGCGUUUUCAAUACAUCCAGGUCAGUGACUACUCAAAGGAAAGCCUGCGCUAACCAGCGGCUUCCCAUGUCACUGUUUUUCGCUCUGUAUAAGGGGAUAUUAAGUUUCUAGUUGGAUAAAAUCCAUGAGGACGUCCAUGGAAGAAAUUCGAGCAGAUUAAUCAAUUAGAAUUAAUUGAUUGUUUUACAGGGUAUUUGCAAAAGGCGUAUGUCAACAGUAAAAACACUGCCGCAUUCAACGUGACAGGUCAUCCAGCUCUUUCAAUCAACGCAGGCUUCAGUGAAGGAUUGCCAGUUGGAAUGAUGAUCGUGGGAAGAAAGUUUGAUGAAGCC
Messenger RNA from Porites evermanni, 16038 nucleotides. Lineage: Eukaryota; Metazoa; Cnidaria; Anthozoa; Scleractinia; Poritidae. The record is from the annotation of a GenBank genome assembly.